AUGUCAACGUUUUUCAGAGGCCCGCUAUGUGGAACAGACAACUGUAGGUCGCGGCUAUGGCGUAUAAUCGAUGGGCGAAGAACAUGCCAGUACGGACACGUUAUGGAGGGUGACGUGGAGUUUAAUGACGAUGAGGACGAUAUCAAUAGUAUGGGGGUUGUUACAAGACGGUUGAACUUGACUACAAACGCUACCGGCAAUUUUCGUUCCAGCAUGAACUCACAAUCGCAGAGCAGCCAAAAAUCAAGCGAAUUUGCUAAAGUCUACGGGGAAGAAGCAGACCGCUUAUUUCUAAAUUGUUUUCAGCAUAUACUAAAGCUACAAUGUCGAUGGCUCAUUGAGAAUCAAAAGUUCCCGCCUAUCUUUCGAGACGUUGUGAAAACUAUGUGGAUGCGUCUUUUGAAAUCUCUGGACCACGAUGAAAGUGAAAACUUGGAGACCCAGAACGAGACGCCAACGGAACGUUUUAAUUACUCACAGAACCACAGCAGAAGAAUGGGGCUCUCGUUACUGUCGACUUUGGCGCUUCUGUACACGGCAGGUGUGCAUUUGAAGUUGCCAGCGUUUUGGCCAGACUAUUUGCGUUGGAUAUGCUCGAUGAAACUGAUAUAUUUCAAAGCAAACAUGCAACUACCGUCCUCGUGGCGCAAGAGUCUCCCAAACUACUAUCUGCAGGUUCUGGAGGGAGGAAAUCCGCCCACAGCUGCACAAUUUUACCACAAAUUGUCCCACACCUGCAGUCGCAUAAAAAUAUCCUACCCAAUCACUACAGAGUCGCUUUUAUUGAAGCUUCUGCUAGCAGUGAGACUCCCGCCACAUCUGUUCUUCUACACGCUAGAGCUGAUGCGUUUCACGGAAGCAAGAACUGAUUUCUGCGAGUUCGGGAUACCAGAACACCGGAGGGUCCGAGACCUCAAAUUGCACGAGUAUGCGGAGCUCAGGACAGCUGCAUACCUCAUUUUAGGCCUACGCUACAAACUACUUGAAAUGAACCAAUUUUUAAACAGUUACUGUACUGUUUGGCUAAGAGUUUCAAACCUAGGGACAUCCGACGAUCUUCUCACAAAAACAUCCUACGGCUUCUCUUCGCCUGGAUCCUGGGACCAGAAGUCUACCGAUGAAUACUUACGGUGGAUUGAACAUCAGUUUCUGCCUGCUAGCUCACGCCUCGAGUACGAGUCGCAGAGUAUAGAUCAGCGAAUCGCCAAUCGGAAACUGCAUGCUUUGUUCCCUUUGCCUAAAGAGAGCCCACUUCCAUCAGAAGUCAACUUUAAAGCCGAAUCUUCGUGCCUCAACUACAUACAAGAUGCUUACCUUUCGAUUUUCAAUGGCAUGCAGGAAUCUUUGUCCGAUUACGAAGUCUCAGGGGACAGUGCUCAAAAACUCGCCUCUCGUGUCGAGGCUCGAUUAGUAAACUGGGUCGCCCAACAAUGGGCCGUUACCGAGCCGCAACUAAACGGCUGUGUCGAACAUUUACAUUUAAGCACUAAGGCACGUCAAGCUGCAUAA
Lachancea lanzarotensis is the source of this 1509-nucleotide messenger RNA. RefSeq names its product LALA0S06e03334g1_1 (gene RRN7). The transcript has a single exon. Gene Ontology annotation, cellular component: RNA polymerase transcription factor SL1 complex; RNA polymerase I core factor complex. The record is from RefSeq and is a predicted model, not a curated record. The coding region runs from base 1 to 1509 and encodes 502 amino acids. NCBI's taxonomy places the organism in Eukaryota, Fungi, Ascomycota, Saccharomycetes, Saccharomycetales, Saccharomycetaceae. Gene Ontology annotation, molecular function: RNA polymerase I core promoter sequence-specific DNA binding. Gene Ontology annotation, biological process: nucleolar large rRNA transcription by RNA polymerase I; RNA polymerase I preinitiation complex assembly.